Penicillium waksmanii is the source of this 1641-nucleotide messenger RNA. RefSeq lists its product as uncharacterized. Gene Ontology annotation, biological process: amino acid transmembrane transport. NCBI's taxonomy places the organism in Eukaryota, Fungi, Ascomycota, Eurotiomycetes, Eurotiales, Aspergillaceae. The transcript has 3 exons. Gene Ontology annotation, molecular function: amino acid transmembrane transporter activity. The record is from RefSeq and is a predicted model, not a curated record. Bases 1 to 1641 code for a protein of 546 amino acids. Gene Ontology annotation, cellular component: membrane.
AUGGUUUCAGAUGACGAGGUUACUGAUGCGCACCAUCAUGCCGGAAUAGACAAAAAGCAAAAUGACGACUCAAUAUCGAAAGACCCUAUCAGUGGGAUUGAGAAUGAAUAUGAUUACGAUACCGAAGAGAAACAGGUAAUCGGCGAGCAGCGCCAAUUGCCUGACCUGCAGCGCAGGCUUCGAAGCCGCCAUUUGCAGAUGAUUGCCAUUGGUGGUACAAUCGGAACGGGUCUAUUUAUCGGAAGUGGAACAGCCAUUUCAUAUGCCGGACCUGUCGGAGCACUCAUCGCUUAUAUCUUCGUCGGCUCCAUCGUCUUUUCCGUCAUGACAGCGCUCGGAGAAGUUGCAACGUUCUUACCUAUUCCUGGAGCUUUCGCCUCUUAUGCCACUCGAUUGGUGGAUCCAAGCCUGGGAUUCGCAAUGGGCUGGAUAUAUUGGUUUUCUUGGGCGUCGACCUUUGCGCUCGAAUUGACAGCGACAGGAUUAAUUAUAAAUUAUUGGAAUGAUACCAUUCCGAUCGCCAUUUUCAUCGCCGUUUUCUUAGUGGUUAUUAUCUUAUUGAACCUUCUCCCGGUCAGCUUCUUUGGUGAAACCGAAUUCUGGCUCUCAAGCAUAAAGGUCUUGACCGUGAUUGGAUUCAUGAUUUUUGCUAUCUGCAUGAACGCAGGAGUCGGCAAAGAAGGAUAUAUUGGCUUCCGCUACUGGGUCGACCCAGGGCCGUUUAACAAUUACCUCAUUGAAGACAAACCUGCCCUAGCUAAAUUUGUUGGGUUCUGGGCUGUCUUGAUUAAAGCUGGAUUCUCAUACCAAGGCACAGAAUUGGUCGGUAUCGCUGCCGGUGAAGCGGAAAAUCCGCGCAAAACCAUACCCUCCGCUAUCCGAAAGGCGUUUUUCCGAAUUAUAUUCUUCUUCAUCUUCACCAUCUUCUUCAUCGGUAUCGUCGUUCCAUCAAACGAUGAUCGCCUGACUGCAAGCGAAGGCAGCGGAGCCAGCGCCAACAACGCAAACGCCUCGCCUUUUGUUAUCGCUGCUAAGCGCGCCGGCGUCAAUGUAUUGCCAUCGAUUAUCAACGCUGUCCUGCUCACUGUGGUUCUGUCAGCUGCCAAUUCAAAUGUCUACAGCGGCAGCAGAAUUCUAGUCGGCCUCGCGCACGAGGGCUUCGCACCCAGGGUGUUCGUCAAAACCACCAAAUGGGGUGUUCCCUACUGGAGUGUCCUGUUCACAUCGGCCUUUGGCCUGUUGGGCUUCUUGAACCUGUCCAAUGCUGGAAGCACUGUAUUCGAAUGGCUCAUGCAGAUAGCCGGAUUGGCUGGAUUUAUCACCUGGGCAUCGCUCAAUAUUUGCCAUCUGGCAUUCAUGCGCGCAUUGAAAGCCCGAGGAAUCUCGCGUGACAUUUUGCCAUACAAGGCACUCUUCCAGCCAUAUUUCUCAUACUACGGCCUCUUCUUCAAUGUCUUGAUUAUCAUCACGCAGGGAUUCACGGCCUUUAUACCGAGCUUCAGUGUGACCGACUUCUUCAUUAACUAUCUCAGUCUCAUUCUUUUCACUUUGCUUUAUGUGGGCCACAAGAUUAUUGUCCGUCCCUCGUUUGUGAAGCCGAUUGAUGCCGAUAUCGAUACCGGUCGGGUUGACCUUGAUUGA